This is a messenger RNA of Paramacrobiotus metropolitanus, 2989 nucleotides long. RefSeq names its product transcription initiation factor TFIID subunit 3-like. The transcript is spliced from 5 exons. Gene Ontology annotation, cellular component: transcription factor TFIID complex. The record is from RefSeq and is a predicted model, not a curated record. NCBI's taxonomy places the organism in Eukaryota, Metazoa, Tardigrada, Eutardigrada, Parachela, Macrobiotidae. The coding region runs from base 243 to 2789 and encodes 848 amino acids. Gene Ontology annotation, molecular function: protein heterodimerization activity.
AGUGCUGCCGUUUAAUUUAAAUUCUGGGUUUCCAAUUUUAUUUUGUUAUUCAAUUAUCACUCGUAUCCUCAUGGAUAGUUUAAUUCUCUUGGUUAGAUGACGAUUGUAAAGAAUUUUGCUCGAUAGCGUAUGAGGUCGAUAUUCCAGUGAUGUAUAAUGAUAGACAACGUUCUCACUCGCCGUAGUGCGUAUAGGCAUCGUUAAUCGUUUGACUUCAGACUUUUGAGACCUGUUGUAUAAGGAUGGUGCCUGAUACAAACUUGACGGAAGAUGCUACAUCCCAACAACCGGAGUCGUUGGAUUUUCGCUCCGGUAUCUUGCGCACGGUAAUCGCGCAGCAAUGUGUGGCCGUGGGUUGGCAUUCCAUCAGCGAGUCCAGUCUGGCUGCGCUGACAGACAUCAUGGAUCGCUAUCUAAAGCAGUUCUCCCAGAGAAUCGCUGCCUUUACUCAUUUGGCGGAGCGCACGGAGCCCGAAGUGGGUGACUUUCGUUUGGCUCUCAGCGACAUUGAACCGUGUGUGUCGCUGAAGAAUCUGCGCAGUUUCUGCGUCAGUCUAGCUGAUGAUCCCCUGGAGAUCGCGAUUGACAUGGUGCGGGGGAAUACACCAGAUCUUGCAAAAAGCGAACCACAGGAGAAAAUGGCGAAUGCUGUUGUGGAGAAUGGGGAAAAAUCGCACGGUACGGACGAACGCGAUUCGUCUUCUUCCAUCGUUCGUCCAGAGUGGAUGGACGAUGAUAUCCUCUUUCCGCCAGUGGAACCUCUCCAGCGAGUAGAGGAGGCCGAGAAAACUACGAAGGAAGAGCAGCUUGUUACAGCUGGCGUUCCGGACGUGGUUAUCAUAGCUGACGAAGAGGAAGAUCUUGAGGAGCCUGUGGCUACGAGCACGCUUAACGCUGCUGGCAGAGUUUCUCCAUCUAAACUCGUUCCGUCGACUCAAACGGCUUGGCCUCGCUCGCUAAAAUCAGUAUCGUUUGUUAACGGGGCAUUGGUUUACCCUCAAGAUUACGCGCUUCCUUUGGCACGUUUGCCGGCUUCUACACCGAAAAAGAUUAAGCACGACUCUGGAACUUCGGUUACAAUAAAGAAGAAGAAGGAUUCGAGCAAAGUGAAACAGGAGAAAAUUAGUGUUGAUGAAACCAUUAAAAUUCACAAAAAAACCAAAAUUCCAAAACCUGUGGAGCCGACGCCACCGGAAGUUAACGCUCCUUGUGUGGAUGAUCUAAAAAUCAAAAUCAGGCCACCAAAACCUAAAAAAACAAAGCCGGAAAUAAAACCUUUUAUAGACGUGAAACCAGUGGCGGACAUGCCGAAAUCACCACCGGUUGUUGUGCAAUUACCAGUCGCACCCAAGGAACCGGAAUAUACCCACCCGUUUCUGCAACCUGCAAAAGUGGCUUCUCCACCGCCGCCUAAGGUAAUGCUGAAGCUGAAGUCAGUCCCAGUUCUGAUCAAUAAAAAAGACAAGGAUGUGAGAAAAGACCAGCGGGUAGCUGAAGUUGACGAGAAGAGGCGAGGAAUUGAACUGCCGCAAAAAGUGGAUAAAAGCAAGAAACGGAAACCGGAUGGUGAAGACACGGAACGCGACCGACCAUCAAAGCAUAAAAAACUAACGGAUACCAUAGAUUAUCUACACGAUAAACAGCAGCGAACACAGGAAUCGACAGCGGUCAGCGUGAUUGUCCAAAACCGCAGACCAUCCGUUAUUGCUCCGACCAUGGCGUCGCCAGCUCCCUUCACUCCCAAGAAAGUGAAGAAAGAAGAACAAUACGAUCCUAUAGUGGAACAACAGGCCCAGAUGGAGCGUCACGAAGCCAGAAUGCGUCAGAAAGCCGAAGAGCGGUACCGGCUGGAACAGGAAGAUAUCCGGAAGAAGGAAGAACAAUACUUGUUAGAGCAGGAUCGAAUGUUAGCUGAGAAACGAGCCAAGAAAGCCGAGGCGAAUAAGGCUAGGGAUGCGGAACUGCUCUGGAAUCGGAGAGAAUCUGAUCAGCCUGUUGAAACCGGCGUGGGAAAAGAAAAGAAGCGCGGAAAGCCGCAAGGAGUAAUUCCUGCUGAGCGUGACCAUAAGGAAUCCAGAAAGGAAACAGCGUUGCAUCCGCCAUUACCUAAAAUCACUUUAAAGAUGAACAGCGGAAAGGAUAUUCAGGUAAUCAAAUCGUCAAAUCCACCACCAUCCCAGCCUUUAAGUGCCCCUCUGUCCGUUCCCCGCUUGCCAACUCAGACAUUGUUUGACAACACAUCCACGCCUAAUCUCAGUCUUCCCGAAAAUCUCUCCUUUAAUCCUCCCGUUUAUCCUUCGACUUCCACGGUGACGGCUACUACCGCUCCUCUGGAUUUAUCCAUGAAGCCAUCCAAGAAGCCGUCUCUUCCUCCAUCUUCGAAACCAUUGCCGACGGUCAGCGUUGUAGAGACCAAACCUGCAAAGCUGACUAUCUCACAAACUCCACCAUCCAAACCCAUUAAAGCAGUAUUACCCAUGGUGCAGACUCCCGUCGUACAGCCGAAGAAACAUGAAGAACCAAGUAAACCGUUGCCUCCUCCGCCUCCGCCAUCUUUCGUAGAAACAGACGUUCUGCUGCCUGAAGGGGACCAAAAAGUCUGGAUUUGUCCAUCUUGUGGCAAGCCUGAUGACGGCAGCCCCAUGGUAGGAUGUGACGAUUGCGAUGACUGGUUCCAUUGGACGUGUGUCGGUCUGCUGUCGGAGCCAACGGUGGAGAAGUGGUACUGUCCGCGUUGUCUCAAUAGGAGGACCAGUAAGAAAAACAGUAAAAAGAGCCGAAGACACUGAAUUUUCUGUGGAAAGAUUCGUGUAUUUAAUGUUGUAUGAUAUCUCUGUAUUUGAAUUUUUAUUUUUUCUAAUGUUGUCGUUAUGUUCUGGGUGUUGUAUUGUAGUGACUGAUGUAUAUGUUUCUGUUUGGUGUUCAGAAAAAUUGCAGAUUAGCAUGUACAGUUGAGACGUGCUAAACGAUAAAACGCGAGUACAGUCCA